Messenger RNA from Symbiodinium pilosum, 1434 nucleotides. The record is from the annotation of a GenBank genome assembly. Lineage: Eukaryota; Dinophyceae; Suessiales; Symbiodiniaceae.
AUGGCGGGCGACAAAGCAGCCUCCGGUCUCGAUCUGGACCUUCAGGCGGUGGAGAAUGUCCCCCGAGACACCUUGGUAGCGCUGCUUCGAAGAAAGGACAAGGAAGUGAAGACGCACCAAGGGAAGCUCGAGAAGCUUGAAGAGAGGUAUGUCAAGGUGGUGCGCUUCAACAAAAUCCUUAUGGAGGAUCGUCAAUCCUUCCAGCGUUUCUGUCACGAGCUGCUCCCCGAAUGCGACGGGGCUUUCGAAGAAGCAGCUGCGCAAGAAGCGCCAACUGACUUGAAUGAACUGCUGCGACAACUGGCUGUCUGGAGACGCAGUGCUGAGUCCGCUAGUGAGGACCGCAAGGUCUUUCAGCAGUUCCUGCAACUCGUUUUUCCUUCCGACGAGACUGUCGCAGAACUCUUGAAGAGGCCAUCUCUGGGCGAAGAAGCUUUCGAUCGCUUGCAACAGCGUUGGAUGCAACUUGAGGACCUGCACAACCAGUCGCUGGCCAGCUUGAAUGAGAUGGCACGGCAGCAGGUUCAGGAAAAGGCUUCGGAGAUCCAGGUCCACCAGAAAGCACUUCGGGAGGCGGAGGCCAAGAUGCAGGAUCUCAAAGCAGAGCUGACCAGCAUGGCCCGCGAGAAGGCACAAGUGCUUAAGCAGAAGCUCCAUGGAAAAGGAAAUCAAAACGACUCCGGCUUUCUCAUGGUGGAGGAAUCUGGUGAGGCUGCCAGCGAUGAGCUUCAGGCAGUGAUGGAGCAAAAGGCGGCAGCCGAGCGGCGUGAGAAAGAGGCUUGGCAGGCCUUAGACCGGCAACGGCAGGCGAUGCAGGUCUCCAUGGAUGACCUUCGAGCAGAGGCGCGGCGCCUCCGCAUGGACUUGGAGAGAGAGAGGGAAGAGGCUCAGAUGGCAAGGGCACAGGCGCAGAAGCUCCUGGACGAAAAGGAAGCGGCCCUUGGCCACAUGAAGCAGAAGACGAACGAGCUUGAAGAGGAGCUUUCAAGCAACGACUUCAUCGGCAGACUGGCUGAGCAGCAGGCUGGCCGGGAGGUGGAGAUGAAGAACCAGCAACGGCAGGUUCAGCAACUCAACCAAUCCUUGGCGGAAGUUCAGAAGAUGCUGCAAAUGAGCUACGCGCAAGAGAAGGUUCUGAAGGACCGCAUCCGGGAGCUGGAAUCCAGCCAAGGCCGAAGCAAUGUGGCAGGAGAUUACCUAAAGCAUGUUGUGCUCAAGUACAUUGAGUACUGCCAGAAGGGUGAUCUGAAAUCCCAGUCACUGGUUCCAGUACUGUGCACGCUGCUGAACCUCUCUCCAGCGGAGCGAAGAUUGGUGGAGCACUCCUCGAUCCCUGCACCACUCUUGCACAUCAAUCAGGCGGCCGGCGCUGCAGGCGCCUGGCUCUGGUCCGGAGAGAAGAUGCCGGAGACCACAUCUGAAAGCCCCAGUUAG